This is a messenger RNA of Coccidioides immitis RS, 2485 nucleotides long. Its product is annotated as dethiobiotin synthase. Bases 62 to 2485 code for a protein of 807 amino acids. Gene Ontology annotation, cellular component: mitochondrion. The record is from RefSeq and is a predicted model, not a curated record. Gene Ontology annotation, molecular function: dethiobiotin synthase activity; magnesium ion binding; S-adenosyl-L-methionine:8-amino-7-oxononanoate transaminase activity. The transcript is spliced from 5 exons. Gene Ontology annotation, biological process: biotin biosynthetic process. Lineage: Eukaryota; Fungi; Ascomycota; Eurotiomycetes; Onygenales; Onygenaceae.
AGGAACGAACCUUUUCACUAUGGGAAGAGUGUGAAACAUCACCGGCACCAUCGGCAUCACCAUGAUAUCCUCGUUCGUCGGUAGCGGGCUCUGGCGCACAGCUCGUGCGUACCAGAUCUACGGUGCAAACACAAACGUCGGCAAGACGGUCGUGUCGACAAUUCUAUGCAACGCGAUCCCGUUUUACCAGCCGAAGGAUAAGCUUUGGUUCCUGAAGCCAGUCUCAACAGGCGCGCUCGACGAAGCUGAUGAUAGGCACAUUAGUCGGUUUGCAAGAGGAAUAUCAACCAAAUGCCUUUAUCAAUUUGAUGAACCAGUGAGCCCCCACCUUGCCGCGCAGUUGAAGUCGUGCCCUCAAGACGGAGAAAUUCUUGAAGCGAUAUCUAGGACCUUGAAUAACUGGGCUCAACAAGGACCGGGCAUUGCGCUUGUCGAGACCGCUGGCGGGGUCCUCUCCCCAGGGCCCAAUGGCAGUUUGCAAGCGGAUUUAUAUCGACCGCUGCGAUUACCUGUGGUCUUGAUUGGUGACUCUCGAUUAGGCGGAGUGUCAGCAUCUAUUUCAGCUUACGAGUCGCUUUCAAUUCGUGGGUACGAUGUUGAAGGUGUUAUCUUAUUUGAGGACAAGUACUACCAAAAUCAUGGAUAUCUCCGGGAUUUCUUUGGCAAAAAAGGUGUCAAGCUGUAUACCCUGCCUCAACCCCCUGAAAAGGAAAUGGAUGAAAGUGCAAGUGCCAAAAAGAAGGAUGAGGAAGCAAUGGCAACUUUCUACGAAAGGGCGGCCAAACAUGACAGCAUUGCUGAGCUUUUGGAGGAGCUCAAGGCUAAACACCAACAGCGUGUCGAGCGCUUGGAGUCUAUGUCCACAAAGGCUCAUGACAUGAUAUGGUAUCCAUUCACACAGCAUCAUGGAAUGACGCCAAAGAGUAUUACGGUCAUUGAUUCGGCACACGAUGAUUGCUUCCAGACCUUGAAGUCUGAAGAACUCCCCACCAAUGGCGCCAUAAACGGUGCAUCAGAAUUGCUGCAACCUACUUUCGAUGGCUCAGCUUCUUGGUGGACGCAGGGGCUAGGCCAUGGGAAUCCCGAUCUGGCCCUGACAUCUGCUUAUGCCGCUGGUCGUUAUGGUCAUGUCAUGUUCGCAGGAAACAUCCAUGAACCGGCAUUGGCAUUGGCAGAAUUACUCCUCAAAGAGGUACAGAAUCCUCGGCUGAAAAAGGUAUUCUACACGGACAAUGGGAGCACAGGGAUGGAGGUAGCUGUCAAGAUGGCAUUGCGCGCGGCUGCUAGUCGAUAUGGCUGGGACGCAAGCCAAGAGACCGUGAGCAUCCUCGGCCUCAAGGGCAGUUAUCACGGCGAUACAAUCGGCGUGAUGGAUUGUUCUGAACCAUCUACUUACAAUAAACGAGUCGAGUGGUACAGAGGACGAGGUUAUUGGUUUGAUUUCCCCAAGGUACAAUUGUCCAAGGGCGUAUGGAGUGUUACUAUUCCCGAAGAAAUGAAAAAGGCCUUAGGGCCAGACGCCGACUUCUCUAGUCUGUCUGCGAUUUUCAAUCUUACUGCACGAAAGGACUCUGAGCUUGCCCAGCGGUAUAAAGAGUAUAUCAAAACAACCCUCGAGAACCUGGUUGUAAAGGAAGGUGUGAAAUUCGGCGCGUUGAUAAUUGAACCGAUCAUCCUCGGCGCUGGAGGAAUGCUGUUCUCUGAUCCCCUUUUCCAACAAUGCCUCGUCCAAGUAGUCCGAGAGAACCCCCAAAUUUUCUCCCAAUUCUCCCCAAGCCCGCCAUCGUCCCCAUCAACCAACUGGUCCGGUCUCCCUAUCGUCUUCGACGAAGUCUUCACCGGCAUCUACCGCCUCGGCCGGCGUACCUCCGCCUCUUUCCUCCAGAUCGAUCCAGACAUUGUCGUCAACGCCAAACUCCUCACCGGCGGACUACUACCCCUCUGCACAACCAUGGCCAGCAACGAAAUUUUCCAAGCUUUCGACAGCCCGCACAAACAUGACGCACUGCUCCAUGGACACAGCUACACUGCUAAUGCGCUUGGCUGCAGCGUUGCAGUCAGCUCAAUGAGAUCCAUGAUUGGCAUGGAGGAAAGCGGUUAUUGGCGGGCACACGUCCAGGAUUGGGAGGCACAGGGAGUGCAGCAGGCAGCAGAUGCGAAAGAAUCUGCCGCUGCAGGUGACCACCCGACAGUGUGGAGUUGCUGGUCGCACGACAUGGUGAGAGAUUUAUCGUUUGCAGAGGAGGUCGAGAGUAUCUUUGCACUGGGGACCGUAUUGAGCAUUACUUUGAAGGACAGAGAGGGUGGUGGAGGGUACACAUCCACAGCAGCGAGCGGGUUGCAGAAGCAGUUGAUGGCUGGACACAAUGGAUUUACUGUACACUCUCGAGUUUUGGGCAAUGUACUAUAUCUCAUGGCGAGUGUGACAUCAAAGACGGAAACGCUGUCGCGGAUUGAGAAGCUCCUUCGAAGGGCUCUGCUAUGA